This is a messenger RNA of Aspergillus thermomutatus, 2865 nucleotides long. Its product is annotated as ATP-binding protein. NCBI's taxonomy places the organism in Eukaryota, Fungi, Ascomycota, Eurotiomycetes, Eurotiales, Aspergillaceae. The transcript has 9 exons. Bases 1 to 2865 code for a protein of 954 amino acids. Gene Ontology annotation, molecular function: ATP binding; ATP hydrolysis activity. The record is from RefSeq and is a predicted model, not a curated record.
AUGACGCCUCCUGGCAGCCCACCUCGGGUGUCGUCCUUGCAGGGCACGGACAAGGAUGACCUCAAGGAACUCUUUGUCGACGCUAUCCGACAGGUGUUGUCGGAGAUGCCCGUUGUGCCUACCUCGUCGCCUGAAAAAUCCCAGCUCGCCACUGCCAGCCUGCUGACGGAUCUUCUGGAGGUCUUUCAGGCCACUCCGACUUCCGCUACUACUACCGGACACUCGCCAUCAGCGUCUGUUGGCGUCGAGAAGGACAACCAUCUUCAACUGCCUUGCGACAGUCGGGGCGUGACACCCCCUAACAGCCCCUGCAUCACCCCUUCGGAGCCUGCUGCAGUUUUCCAGCUGAAAGAGCCCACUGAUUCCCUCGUUCAUGUUUCCGACGACCCGAGAGCAUAUUUAGUCUCUGCAGAGAAGCUGCGACCCAGUGCAAGCGACUCGAAGGUCGCCAGAAAUCCAAAAUCGGCAGUGACUCUCAAUGAUGAUAAUGUUGCAACUCUGAAAGACCUUGGACCAGCCAAUGGUGGCCAAUUGACGCAGAACACGGUCGAUAGCGAUGCGACAGGUGGACAACGGCUGGUGCGAGGCGCUCAGGUGUCAAAUAUGGAGGAGAGAAAAAAUUGUGAAGUCUGCGACAUAAAAAAGAGCCAAUACAAGUGCUCCUCACCGCCUCUGCUUAACGCAGAUGAGCUUGAGAGCCUGUUGGCGAACGCUGCCAAAACGAGGAACUGGGCUGACUCUCCAGACACGGCAGAUAGUCUUGACCUUUGUGAGGCUCGUGAGAUCGAAUCCGAAGAUCUUAGGGGUGACCGUCAGGGUAGUCCCUAUCCAGAAGACUCCCAUGUUCCCUCGGAGCCUGUUACAAUGAGACAGUUGAAAGACCUUUUCCAAGCUGUGCUUGAUUGCAAAGCUCAAACGGCUUCCGAUGGCGCGGAUAAUAGUCCCGCUGGACCCAAGAAGACGGCAGAGAACAAUCAGGAUAGCGAGGACAAAAGGAUUCUGGCCUCCAGGAUUGAGUACAAGACCGUCAACGAAGCCUGGGAUUCCAAGGCGUACGAGUACAAGAUCGUCGAUUCCCCUCCCCCACAGGAUGUGAGUGAAUUAGACGAAUUCGUAUUCGUCGUCCGCAAGCGUAUCCAAAAACAAACGCACGAUAUCAUCAUCUACGUGGAUAUCAAGUCACCAGUCCUGCGAGACAUCUUGAGAUGCAUCCUGAAAGACAUUAGAACAGCGGGACUUGAAGCCGACAAACCUGCGGUGGAGCGGAACUUAUUGUUCCAUUUCCUUCCAGAGUUGAAAAGUUUUGGCACCGGCUCCGACGAUGAUACCACGGAAGAGGAUGGCAUGCGACACCUGAGUCUGCUAAUCAAGCACCUAGAAGAAGCAUACGAGUCAACAACCAGCCAAAUGAACUCGCUUCUGGCUCACAGGAAGAUAACAUACGACUUGUUAUGGGCGUUCUUCAAACCGGGCGCACUGCUGUACAUGACCUGCCCUUCCACAGGUCUGCCCCGGUGCGUUCGUUACAGCUGCGGCAAAGAGACGAAGACAGUCCGGAAGGGUGUUUGUUUUGAGAUCCAGUGUCAGUAUUUUGAUUACGACGGAGAAGUGUUCGGUGAAUCUACCGAGAUUUUGCAGAUUGAAAUGUUCUCCGGAGCACGCAGAAUUGAAAAUCUUCCGGCAUAUCCAUUGGAAUUCCACCCUGACCCGGAGAUCUGGUCGCGCCUAGUAUCGGCUGGUCGAAAGUUCGUGUCGCUCAUUGGCUGUUACCAUCGGCAAUAUGAAGGAAAUAUGUUCGUCCAACAUAAGGAUCAACUAAUGAAAGUCCAUGUCAUUAGCAGGAUCAUGAUCGACGCCCAGCAAUUCCGGAAGUGGAAUCCCAACUAUGCAAGACUAACGACAAAAAAGCCCCAUACCGAUAUGUUUGGCCAAAUUUUGGAUCACGAAAUUGUUGACCGUGUCCAGAGUAACGGUAUGGAUCCCAGCGAGUUAAAGGAGGAAGAGCUAGCUAUCUGCAGCCCGACGGUUCUCGGUUUCUCCCUGAACGAGAAGAUUUGGGGAGAAUUUGCGGUAGAAAAGGUGGCUGCGAUCCAAUUCUCUGAUACGCCCUUUGACAUGUUAGCAAUCCCCGAGGACAAAAAGAAGGUCAUCAAAUCUCUCACUGAAAGUCGGGUCCGCGCAACGACCGAGGGAAAAUUCGAUGACAUCAUUGAAGGAAAGGGGCAAGGGGUCAUCAUACUCCUGCACGGCCCUCCAGGCGUAGGGAAGACUUUGACAGCAGAAGCCAUCUCUGAACGACUUCAACGACCGCUCUACUCGAUUUCCGCUGGAGACCUCAGCGCUCAAGCUGAGCAGCUUGAAGUCCAGCUAACACGCACCUUCCGUGUUGCCAGCAACUGGAAGGCUGUGCUCCUCUUGGAUGAAGCGGAUGUUUACCUGCAGCGACGGGAUGGCCUGCACUUAGAACGCAACCGCCUUGUUGCCACGUUCUUGCGCACGCUUGAGUAUUAUCCCGGUAUCUUUUUCCUCACGACGAAUAUGCUCCAGGACUUCGAUGCAGCCAUCCUUGACCGAAUCCAGUUAAAGUUGCAGUAUCAUGAUCUGGACUCAUCGGCCCGACAAGCCAUCUUCAGACACUUUUCUGCUAAGACAGGAGCGGAAAUUGUGGAAGAUGAGAUACGCAACUUCGCCGAGGUCAGCCUGAAUGGUCGGCAGAUCAAAAAUGUUAUCAAGCUUGCACACAACGUCGCCAUGUCUGAGGGGGUUCCACUGCGUGCGGAUCACAUUCGAUCGGCCCUUGGAGCAAACGGGUAUACUAUACCCACUCCUGGCUCCAAGGUUUACAAUAGUCUCUAUGACUAUUAG